AUGGAUGGCGACGACGCGGAUGGCGCUGAGAAGUCGCCGAAGUCGCCCAUCCGGCAGCCAGACUUCGGCCAGGCAGCAGAAGGGACUGGGGAUGCGGGUUCGAAUGAUUUCGAAAACGGUGACCCAGACCGGAAGUCCAUGAUGACGAAGAUGAUGGGGAUGAUGACGAAUAUGACGAAGGAUAUGAACGCGGUGAGGACGGGGAUGGAGGAAGCGCAGACCAACGCGCAGCAGGCCUUAGACAUUGCGAAGGAGACGGAUGCGAAGGUACUGGAGGUGCAGAAAAAGAAGAUCACCAGAGACACUGUGCAGAGCAUGAUCGACGCAUCCAUCCCGGAGCUCCAGAAGGCCGCGAUGACCAAAGACGACGUGCAAACGAUGCUCGAUGAAGACAUCAUGGGCGAGGAAAGUUUUGGAAGGGAGGUAAUCAAGCAGAUUGAACUUCCAAAUCGGGACUUGUUCGUUGAUUUCUGCAUGACUUUCGACCUCUUGGUGGCAAAUACGGUGUUGGACCUUCCCGACACCUUCAAAGCAACCUUCCACGAGGCAGGCGUCAAGCCGAGCUCGCCGGUCACGGGGGAGAACUUCAACGCUUUGGACUUGCUAACCAUUCUGGAUACUAUGGAGCAGGAGCGGAAGGCUCGCCGCACUGGCAACCGGGAAGCGGAGGAGGCCAUCCGCAAGCGGGCCAAACUGUCGGCAAAGCGCGAUCGUGCUGCCUGGCUCGAGUCUCUGACAGCAGACGGCAAGUGGAACUGCAUCAAACAGAUUACCAAACGGAAGCCUUGCCCACAAGGGCGUCUGCGGGACACUGGGGGGACAUGCGUGGCCACGGACGAAAGGGCCGAUACAUUCGCUGAACAUUUGAGCAAUAUCCAAUGGCAUGUUCGUCCCGUCACGCUUACGCCUGGGGCGGAUAACUCGUUGUUCCCGUGGCUGGACAUGGAUGUUGGCCCUUUUACGGAACCGGAGCUUCGUGAGGUGAUCGCGAAGAUGCGUUGUGGCAAGGCGUGCAAGCCAGAUGACAUACCAGCAGAGGUUUCCAAAGCAUUAGCAGAGGAGCUAGGGCAACUUGACUGGGUGCUCGACAUGUGUAACGAGGCAUGGGAGCACAAAGACAUUCCAGAGGAUUGGGCUUCCUCUCGCGUGCGUCUGCUGUACAAGAAGAGCGACCCAGCGCGCUACGAUAACUACCAGCCACUUUCCUUGCAGUGCGUUGCUCUGAAAGCGUUCUCCGCGAUGCUGAAGAACCGCUUGCUCGCUGCAGGCUGCACGCUGAGCCCUCUGCUGUUCGUUCUCGUGAUGACAGCCAUACUGCAUGACGCAGUGACGCUGCUCCCUGUAGGAGCCCGCCGGGCGUACGACGCGGGCGAGCUGGCUGAUUGCGUUUACGCCGACGACACUCUCUUAACCGGCAAGCGGUAUGCCAUGGAACUGCACUGGCAGAAGUUCCAAGUCUUAGCUGUGCGGUCGGCGGGCGACAUCCGCGCCCCCGAUGGCUCGCAGUUGAAGCACGGGGAGCACAUGCAGUACCUGGGCGCGCAGCUCAAGGCUGACGCAAACAUGUACAUAUGGUCCCACUCAUCUCUGACGUGGAAUCGCAAGCUCCGCAUCGAUGCUUCCAUAGUCGAGUCGAAGUUGCUGUACGGGCUCAGCAGCGCGUGCUUCACGGAAGCGCAUUACUGUUCCGACAGCUACAACUCUUCGGCCAAGUGCUUCGCGCCGAUCCCGGUCAUCCAACUCCACGCUUGUCCUUUCGCCGCAGGCACGAGGCCGGCCACAGCGAGGUACGUGAGGCGAGUGGGCCGCCCGCACAAGGAGUUCGUCCCCGAAAUGUCCAAGCACGCGGCGUGCAUGUUCGGCAGCAUGCCAGCGGCGGUGCGGACCGCCUGCACCCCGCGCUCUGGGAGCGCCGAUGCGGACAGCCCGUCUUCCAUCAGUGCCACGCGUGCGCCCUGCUAG
This is a messenger RNA of Prorocentrum cordatum, 1962 nucleotides long. NCBI's taxonomy places the organism in Eukaryota, Dinophyceae, Prorocentrales, Prorocentraceae. The record is from the annotation of a GenBank genome assembly.